Messenger RNA from Nelumbo nucifera (sacred lotus), 1930 nucleotides. RefSeq lists its product as uncharacterized. Lineage: Eukaryota; Viridiplantae; Streptophyta; Magnoliopsida; Proteales; Nelumbonaceae. The record is from RefSeq and is a predicted model, not a curated record. Gene Ontology annotation, biological process: regulation of transcription by RNA polymerase II. Gene Ontology annotation, molecular function: transcription coactivator activity. Gene Ontology annotation, cellular component: SAGA complex.
ACACACUUACCAAUAAAUAAAAAAAGAAGUGAUUUAUUCCAACCCAACAGGAGACCGGAGGCAUAGAACAUGCACUUGCCGUUUGACCCAAACCUAGGAAGGUUCGGAAAGUCUAAUCCAACAAAGAGUCCUCAAGUCUCGACUCGUCUCUCUUCCUCGUCUAACAGCAUUCUAAAUACAAAAUACACUUUUAAUAAUAAGCGCUAAGCGCUAACACAGACAGUGAUCGAAACAAAAGCUGAAACACCGGAAAAUAGUGAAGGUGUGCAAAUUCAACCAAAACCAGCCUCUUCUUUGGAACCAGUUUACUGCCUUCGCUGCAAUUGCCGUAACAUCCCGAUGGACAUGGAUUCCAGCGACUAGGGUUUCGCGUUUCAAACCGAAAAGCGCAAUCUUUGUUUAUCUGGAUUCUUUCUGCGACUUUUCUGUGUUUCUUCGGAAUUCCGUUUUGAUGAUUGUGAGGAACUCGGAGAUCGAGAUGCCACCAUGUCGGCAUUCCCCCCGAAUUGACACUCUAGAGCUCAAAGCUCAGAUCGUCAGGAAGUUGGGACAUCAGAAGGCAGUGAAAUACUUUAGUUACCUCAGCAGAUUAUUAAGCCUCAAGCUUUGCAAGUCCGAGUUCGAUAAACUCUGCAUUAGUACCAUUGGGAGGAAGAAUCUCUCUCUUCACAACCGGCUUAUUGGAUCCAUUCUCAAGAAUGCCUCUGUUGCUAAGACUCCCCCAUUGAGAGGGAGCAGGGUAGAAACUCUCCUUAAUGUUAAAAAUGGGUAUAAGUAUCAAGGAAGUAAUCUUCAGAUGCUCUCUGGAGAAGUCUUUCCUCCAUCCCCUCGCAAGGGAAGGUCUUCAAGUCUUCGAGUGCUCAAGUCUAGGGAUGGCCUGAGUUCCCUUGGGCCCCAUGGGAAGAUCCAGAGCAUGGUCUGCGAUGAACCAGCUCCUGCUGCUCAAGAGCAGCAAAGUGCUACAGAGCUGUUUUCUCUAGGUAGCAGACCCCCUGCAGAAGUUGUUUCUGUUGAAGAGGGAGAAGAGGUUGAACAGGUGGCUGCCAGCCCAAGCAUUCAAAGUAGAAGCCCUGUCAGAGCUCCUCUUGGUAUCCCUAUAAAUAUGGCCGGAUCACGUAAAUUUCUUUGCAAUGGACCCUUAUCUGCUAUUCCCCUAGAGACCUGUCAUAACAGCUGUGAGCUACCAGAUACCAGGUCUUUAAGGAAACGAUUGGAACAGAAGUUGGAGAUGGAGGGACUUCGCAUCUCAGUGGAUUGUGUUAAUCUGUUGAACAAUGGGUUGGAUGUGUUUCUGAAGAGGUUGAUUAAACCCUGCAUGGAAUUAGCUGGAUCAAGGGGUGGGCAUGAACACCUAAAGCAAGUUGGGUUGGUCAAACCUGCUUUGAAUGGGAUAUUAUCUGAGAGAUGCAUGCAAAGAUCUAGCCACUCACUUCCUGCAUCCUUGUUGGAUUUUCGGGUGGCAAUGGAAUUAAAUCCUCAAAUACUUGGAGAAGAUUGGCCCAUUCAACUUGAGAAGAUUUGCUUGCGUGCAUCAGAGGAAUGAAGAAGAGAAGUCUGAUUCAUAUUGAAUGAGUUGGAGUUUUUUUUGAUUGGUAUUGAAUGAGAUUAAGUUCAUCAAGCAGUGCUGAUAUAGAGUUGUUAGAUUGAGAUUCACUUCUGACAUGCAUCUUGACAGUCAUCUCUCAUGCAAUUUUUACUGGUCACACCUGGAAAUAAGUUGUCAAUGCUAUGAAUAAUUGAAGGAUUGGAUAGGAGUAAGUAUAAGCACCGGCAUUUCCUGGGAUUCUGGGACAUGUUAAUACAGAAAAAUGUAAACUUACAAAUACUAGAAGAAUCUCAGAACUUUUUGACCCUUUUCAGCUGAUAUCCUUUAUUUGAUCAUUGUAUUAACUUGCACUUGUAAAUAAAACUUUAUCUGUCUUCAAAGAGA